UUGACUGGAAGAAGGAACCAGGAGUGAGUGUCUAUCAUACAAGGUCCUGGAGACUGAGGCCGAUCUUCAGGCCGCAGGUCUCCUUUAUACAGGGGCCUGUGGGAGGAGCCACAGGAGCAGUCAGCAGGGGCGUGUCCCGACAGGCACAUAGUUCACCACAUUCACCCCCCCUUCGUUUGAAAAAGUCCUCAUGUAGCGAAGGUUCUUACAAGUCAAGCCGAUCAGGCGGUCGAAUCUGUCGCUGCGAUCUACGUAGCACCGGCUGUGACCGCAUAGGUGCCGGCAACAUUGGCGAUUGCACAGGGGACGGGGGUUGCGCGUGUUCUUGCCCACUAGGCGCCGGUGAUCCCUCAUGCAUGUGCGAGGCGCCUGGUAUAAAUGUGUACGAAACGCCCGGUAUACAAGUGUCGUGAGGAGUCUGUGUAGGGCCUGGAAUAAAUUCAUGGGUGGACGCUGUUGUGGACUGCCAAAACAAAACUGGUGCCACCUUUGGAGAAAUGAAACUUAAAUAUGGGCUGUUUGGUGGUUCACGUACCAAAGCUGGUUGUCCGAUCCUUGUUGAUGACGGGACUAUUAAAGUUUUGGAUUGCCUUCAAAAUGCAGGAACUGCAAGAAUUAUCCACAUCCUAGUUAUACUAUUCCUUGUUUUUGGACUGUUGUUUGCACUGCUAAGUGCCAUAGUGUCCUUUUACAACAGUGUCAGCAAUCCAUAUGAAAACAUCUGUGGACCUAUUAGUAUUUAUGUAUGCAGCUCCAUUAGUGGUGUUUCAACAUUUUUGGCGAUGGUUCUGUUUGCAGCAAAUACAGCAGCGAACAAAUUAUCAAUGAUAUUGGUAACAAAUUCCGUUAAAGAGAGCCUGAUUAAAUUCAAGUCUAAUUCGGAUAGUUAUGGCUACCCAUUUUGGCUUAUCUUGCUCUCAAUGGUACUUUGUGUUACCACAGUUGGAAUUACCUAUGCAUAUCAACAUGCAAAUUUUGACAUAGAAAGAGAACAAAAAAGGCCAGCAGAAAAUGCAACCAAUGAUGUUUUGAUGUAUUAGCUUGUGUGGACGGAGAAAUCAGAAGCUACUGUGUAAUAAAGAUUAUAGAAGUGACAAGUAAUUUGUUGUGGUAUGGACUGUGUGAUUGUUAGAGAUUAUGUUAUUCCUUCAUUUCAUUUCAACACUUUGUCUAAAUGCAACACAAUGUGGUGUAGGGUGCCACUCUCCACUGUCACAACAAUAAUCACAUUGGAGUGAAAUAUCCUUCAAAAUAUUAUACUAAAUAUGACCUUAUUUUUGCGGGUAACUUCUGACUUUUGAAGCUGAGGCAGUGAAUAUAAGCUAUGCCGGCCGUGAUGUCAAGAUUUGUGGAGACUGAUUUUCCAUGUCUUCUAUUACUACUAUACCUGUGAUCACUGUAUGGGCUCAAUUCAUUAGCCCAGCUUCUUCACUUUCCUGGAAUGGGUAUGUGCAUGGAGUAAGGUUGAAACACAAUACUUGCCCUUGUGAUUGUUUUAUAUUUAUUAAUGUAUUGUUAUUAUUCUCUGGACAACAUAUGCUGCCUAUUGAAUUACUCUAAGUCAACCAAAAAAUGUUUUCUUGAAUAAAGGUCAGUAAUUGAUCACAAUAAACAAUUCUGUUUGUUAAUUAAAGAUACUAAUUCUCUACUGACUAUAAGCACAACUUCAAACUCAAUAAGAACUACCCAAAAUAAUAC
This is a messenger RNA of Hypanus sabinus (Atlantic stingray), 1698 nucleotides long. Its product is annotated as clarin-3. Bases 498 to 1040 code for a protein of 180 amino acids. The transcript has 4 exons. Lineage: Eukaryota; Metazoa; Chordata; Chondrichthyes; Myliobatiformes; Dasyatidae. The record is from RefSeq and is a predicted model, not a curated record.